Molecule: messenger RNA, 2017 nt
Organism: Dunckerocampus dactyliophorus (ringed pipefish)
Lineage: Eukaryota; Metazoa; Chordata; Actinopteri; Syngnathiformes; Syngnathidae
Product: kazrin-A-like
Exons: 8
Coding region: 1-1245 (414 amino acids)
Molecular function (GO): protein binding
Source: RefSeq, a predicted model, not a curated record
AUGAUGAUGCUCAAAAUCUGUUGUCGCUGCUACUCACACUGCCAACAACAUCACCCACCCACAUGUCCUCCUCUCCCUCGCCCCUUACUUCCUCCUCAUUCACGCACUCACCCAGACUCAGACAGCGUCUCCAGCCCCACACGCCUCAGCCUCAGCUUGCCGGACGGCCCUGAGGAGCAGCUGGACCGCCUGCAGCAGGUGGAGCUGGCCAGGAGCACACCCAUGUCCCACUGGAGGGCAGGUACCGUGCAGGCCUGGCUGGAGGUUGUCAUGGCCAUGCCCAUGUACAUACGCACCUGCUCAGAGAAUGUCAAGAGUGGAAAGGUUUUAUUGGGGCUAACAGAUGAAGACCUGGAGCUUGGUUUAGGUGUCACCAGUUUGAUGCAUCGUCGUAAACUGCGUCUGGCCAUUGAAGAUUACAGAGAGGCUGAGGAUGGCAGAGGGUUGUCCAAGGCUGCAGACAUGGACCAUCACUGGGUGGCCAAGGCCUGGCUCAGCGACAUGGGCUUGCCUCAGUACUCUCAAGCAUUUCACACUCACUUGGUGGACGGACGCAUGCUCAACUCACUGACCCGCCAUGACCUUGAAUGCCACUUGAACAUCUCCAAAAAGUCCCACCAGCUCAGCUUGCUGCUGGGCAUUGAGCUGCUGCAAUCGCUCAGUUUUGACAAGGACGCACUGCAGGCCCGCCGGAUACAGUGUGAACACCAGAAUGUGGAUCCUUUGGUUUGGACUUCUCAUCGCGUUGUCAAAUGGAUUAAAGAAAUUGACCUCAAGGAGUUUGCAGAAGGUCUGGUUAAUAGCGGUGUUCAUGGAGCCGUCAUGGUACUGGAUCCCACUUUCACCAGCGACACCUUGGCAACAACAAUGGGAAUUCCCAACAGCAAACACAUGGUUCGCAGACACCUUGAAGAAGAGGUGACAAAUCUAAUUGACUCGGCCAGGGUAGAUGCAAAUCAGGACUUUGAGCGUUUAGUUUUGGGAACGCCACCGACUCCUCUUCGCCAAAACUCCCCGAGCAGGUCACCUGGGUCUGCCAGUCGACACACUGAUGAUGAAGGCUCACUGAGGAGGAGGGCUGUCAAGCCUCCAACAGGGUUCAGCCCAAGAGCGCGCAAUGGGCGAGACUUGAGUUGCCACAGCAGCUAUGGCUCCCUACCUCGUGAUGCCAGAGAGCAAACACCACCAAGAACACAAGGGAGCCCUAUCAGGUCUUAUGCCAACAUCGGGGUCACCAAUGUCUGAUGCCAUGAUAAGUCCUUGUGCACCUAAACAUGAUGUGAAUACAUUUCUAAAGAAAAAACAAGAAAAAAAAGCCUUUUAAGGACAGAUUGCACUUACUUUUGUUUUGUUUGUUCAGGUGUUUCUGUUUAUCAGACUCAUUAUGUGAACUUUUAGGGGUUGUUUUCCCCAAAUAACAAAGAAAAAAAAGAAUUUAAUCUUAUUAAUUAUUUUUGUAUUUAUUGUGACCUACGACUAAUGAGAUUUGUAUGAUAGAUUUGUAUCAAACAGGACAAAGCACAUGUUAUACUAGUGUCAAAUGUUCUUUUCUUUACGGCGCUGCUGUUUGUGAUGCCUUGUCAAUGUAAAAACACUUUACAAAAAAUUUGUUGAGUAUGUUGUACGUUUGAUUGUGAAUUUUACAAACAGUUGUGUUUUACAUGGAAAAUAUUUCAACAAUUAUGUAAUCUAAAAAUGUACACUCCACUGCAGUGUAUCUGCGCUGGGAAUGAGACGCAUGAAAAAGUGAAAAAUUAAAAAUGAGAUGUUAUAUACACAAGUGUCCUGUUCCAUCUAGCCGGAAACGGAGGAGAGACUCAGGUGGUAAACAUGACACUAAACAAGAAUGAUGCAGCCUCCUACGUGAAUAUCUCGCAGGGACAUUAUCAUAAAAGUGACAGCAACAGGAUAUGAAAGGCAAAACUGACAUGUACAUGUUUGUAUUAUCCUGUCUCUUCUUUUACAUGUGAUAGGACGGCAUUCAAUUCAAAGCAUGAAAAGGAGAAGUGUGAUGAUA